Messenger RNA from Sciurus carolinensis (gray squirrel), 948 nucleotides. RefSeq names its product olfactory receptor 5B17-like. The transcript has a single exon. Bases 4 to 948 code for a protein of 314 amino acids. Gene Ontology annotation, molecular function: odorant binding; olfactory receptor activity; G protein-coupled receptor activity. Gene Ontology annotation, biological process: G protein-coupled receptor signaling pathway; sensory perception of smell. Gene Ontology annotation, cellular component: membrane. Lineage: Eukaryota; Metazoa; Chordata; Mammalia; Rodentia; Sciuridae. The record is from RefSeq and is a predicted model, not a curated record.
UCCAUGGGGAAUAACACGGAGGUGAGUGAGUUCAUCCUGCUGGGACUGUCCAGUGCUCCAGAGCUGCAGCUUCCCCUCUUCAUCAUGUUCACUCUCAUCUACCUCGUCACCCUGGCUGGGAACCUGGGGAUGAUGACAUUGAUCCUGCUGGACUCGCGGCUCCACACCCCCAUGUACAUUUUCCUCAGCAACCUGUCUCUGGUGGACUUUUGUUCCUCCUCAGCUGUCACUCCCAAGGUCAUGGCUGGGUUGCUUAUGGAAGACAAGGUCAUCUCCUACCACGCCUGUGCUGCUCAGAUGUUCUUUUUUGCAGGCUUUGCCACCGUAGAAAAUUACCUCCUGACCUUGAUGGCCUACGAUCGCUACGUGGCAGUGUGCAAACCCCUGCAUUACUCCACCAUCAUGACGAGCCCCCUGUGUGCUCGUCUGGCCCUAGGCUGCUAUGCCAUCGGUCUGGUGAAUGCUUCUGUGCAAAUUGGAGACACGUUCUGCCUCUCUUACUGUGUGUCCAAUGUGGUCCAUCACUACUUCUGUGAUAUUCCAGCUGUCAUGACUCUGACUUGCUCUGACAAGCACAUUGCUGAACUGAUUCUUGUUCUCGUGUCAACCUUUAAUGUCAUUUUCGCAUUUCUUGUUAUCUCAAUUUCCUACCUAUUCAUAUUUGCCACUAUUUUGAAGAUGCACUCAGCUUCAGGGUACCGGAAGGCUCUGUCCACCUGUGCCUCCCACCUCACUGCUGUCUCCAUUUUCUAUGGGACUGUCAUCAUCAUGUACUUACAGCCCAGCUCCAGCCACUCCAUGGACACAGACAAAAUCGCCUCUGUCUUUUAUACCAUGAUCAUCCCCAUGCUGAACCCUGUGGUCUACAGCCUGAGGAACAAGGAGGUCAAGAGCGCAUUCAAAAAGCUUAUUCAAAAGGCAAAAUCUUCUCUAGGUUCUGUCCUUUAA